This is a messenger RNA of Pocillopora damicornis (cauliflower coral), 1786 nucleotides long. Its product is annotated as protein DD3-3. The record is from RefSeq and is a predicted model, not a curated record. Lineage: Eukaryota; Metazoa; Cnidaria; Anthozoa; Scleractinia; Pocilloporidae.
CUCGGCCAUCGGUCAUGAAGACCAUCUUUAUUUGGGGCUGCCUCAUGGCUCUUUUCAUCGAGCCUUGUAUAUCGGAUAUGUACAUGCAUGCUCCAGCAGGAUCCAACAAUCGCUUGAACGGUAACCAAGAUAACGUCAGAAAUGCAAACAGAUUGUUUGAUUCGCAGAAUAACGGUAAGGCUGGUUACAAUGUCGGCGACAGUUUGGAUAGUAACCCUGGAGACAACAUUCAAGAGUUCAGACAGCUGCCACAGGAAUAUUACAUGAGUGGAUGCGAUGCUAAGGUAAAAACCGAAGUUGAUAUCAUGUGGACAAACCAACACGGAACUGGACCAGGUACCAAUGACAUGGUAGAAACCCAAGUUAUUCUACAAUACAUGUGUCAGCCUUAUCCAGAGGGCAAGAUGGCAACCAACGACGUGAACAAAGAAUUUGAAUAUCAUACAAUUCGUAAUGGGCAGACUCUUUCCACUCAGUCAUUUUCGAAAAACGCGCGAGAGAAUGCUUACAUAAGAAGAGACAGAGGACUUCACGAACCAGCCAACUAUUAUCAGGCGUAUUAUCGGAGAGAGAGAAACAAAGGUUUGUUCACUGCUGACCAACAACUUAAGGGUGAUCUACCGAUUUAUACGCGACAGAAUGCCGCAGGGACAAGGAGGGGCUUGGAGGUCCCUGAGGAACGCGAUUACUAUCCAUACUUGAGAAAACUGCUGGUGUGUUGAGCACUUGUCAUAAUGUGGGCGAAAUGAAACUGGCAAGAGGCAUUCCUUACGAACCACACAAGAUCUCUCAAGGAGCUGAUCAAAAGGAGCAGUUUGUUCUUGUUCACAAGCCUCCUGAAGUGAUCUACGCCCCAUCCACUGUCGUUAAUCAUAACGGAAUGAGCAUGGAAGGAAAGUUUUCGUCCUACAAGUGGAAGGUUCCUUGCUUUCCAACAAACACCACCCAACGCUGUGUGAUACGACUCAGGUACAAUAUAACCACAAGCGAUGUGCCCCGUGGGUUUACUGCUAAGAACAAUAACGAGGUUAAAAAUAAUCCGAAAACAAAAGCUGUUGACAAUAAGACCGAUCUUCAAAUCGCUUUGAACACUGCUCAGCUUGGUAGAACAUUCCAGGAUAGAAGUCAUGUGAUCAUUCUUAAACCACGCAGCAAACUGCCCAUGAAAUUUCAGCAUAGCAAUAUCUAUUAUAUUAAUGGAAUGGGCAAGAGAGGAAACAUAGUGCAGGCGUAUCCUGCCAUGGAAUAUCGCUUUUAUCCCGAACGCCUCACUGUUACAACAGAGGAUGUGGUGUGUUUCGUCUGGUCCGGCUCAAACAACAAUCAGAACAAUGCUGGAGAAGGAACAGCACGUACUGAUCGCACCAACGUGUGCUGGAUAAAGGAAGGAUGCCAAUCUCUCAAACCGGCAGCGUGUUCCAGCCUUCCUCUUGAAGUAGUUGACCAUGUCGACGAAUUUGAUGCCGCCAAGUUAAAUCUUCACCUUAACAAGGGCUGUUACACUGGUGACAAAGCACUGCAGGCUCAACUGAACAACGCCCCGGCCUCUUGCAACCCGCCAUGCUUCCGCAUCACAAAGCCUGGGAAGUACUGUUACAUGGGCACGCGCAAUAACAACUUCUCCAACCGGCGUCACAUAGGACAGAUCACUGUCACUGGGAAAACUCCGGCUAAAUGAUUGAACUGUGUUAUUUAUGUGCUAAAUCCGCUCAUUUCUUGAUUUUGUUUAGGUAGAUUACGCUGUAACACGCACUGGGAUGUUGGAAGAAUAAAACAAGGGAAUUGA